Molecule: messenger RNA, 3597 nt
Organism: Poecilia reticulata (guppy)
Lineage: Eukaryota; Metazoa; Chordata; Actinopteri; Cyprinodontiformes; Poeciliidae
Gene: trpc1
Product: transient receptor potential cation channel, subfamily C, member 1
Biological process (GO): regulation of cytosolic calcium ion concentration; calcium ion transmembrane transport
Cellular component (GO): plasma membrane; cation channel complex
Molecular function (GO): store-operated calcium channel activity; protein binding; inositol 1,4,5 trisphosphate binding
Source: RefSeq, a predicted model, not a curated record
UAGUUUGUAGAUACAGAUGCAAGAUAUGUAGAUCAAGGCAAUCCGAUGCCUGCAUUACAGUGUUUGUAGUGCAGCCAAUUUGUAAUCCGUCAUGAAAAUAAUAUCAUCCAACUGCAAAUCUAGCAAAUCAUUUCUGACCAUCUAAAUCAAAACUGACAAGCCCUGCUAGGAGAACAUUAUUCACAGAAGCAACAAACAAGAGGAACUACAAACAUCCAUACCUAAAGUGCCAGUAUCUGUUGACAUAUUUGCCAGGCACCCCACAAAACUGUCCUUUAUUAAAGAAUGGUAUUUUUUUAUUUUUUAUAAAUAACUUCCAGCAUUGUGCGCUUUCUGCUGCAUAACAGAUCAAGUCUCUGCCUCUGCACAGCCUAUACGGUCAGCAGAAAGAGUACACAAAGCAGCACUGUUACGUAAUUCUGAGUCACACACACGGCGCCGCGCGUGCACGAAGGAAGCGCGUGCGACUCGGAGGAGGAAACAUGCGCAGUAGCGUCCUCGUCAGCAGCAUCAGGACCAAAAGGAUCCCAGCAGCAAACCUGCGAUGUGGGGCAGAGGAUGGUGCGUGUAAACACGGCGAAAGGAAUGGCAGUUUUGUUUUUCUUGGCGUAAGCCGACAUUUGACUCUGUUAAUCCAGUUUCAUCGAGUCCGAGGUCGGAUAGUCGGCAGCGGAAGGUUGCGUUUAGUCGCACUAAAGAAAACGCAGCGUCUCGGAGUGUGUUGACCACACAUGAAGAUUUCUCCUGAUGACGACGCUGUAAACCUGCCUCCGUUCCGCUCCGACUCGCUUCGGGAAGGAUUCCUCCACUGUCCAGCCACACAUAGCAAUGACAAUGACGAUGACGGGCUUUCUUGUGUGAUGGUCGCAGCUUUCUAGUGGGAUGCACAUCAGUGCUUGGCCGUACUCGCUCUCCGUCGUAAUGGCAGCUCUGUACCAGGGCACGGACACCUCCUCCCCCGACAAAUUCCUGGCCUUGAAAGACGUGAGAGAAGUAAAAGAGGAGACGACGCUGGACGAGAAGCUCUUCCUGCUGGCAUGCGAGAAAGGUGACUAUUACAUGGUGAAGAAGCUGCUGGAGGAGAACCGCCACGGGGAGCUCAACGUCAACUGUGUGGAUGUGCUGGGCCGGGACGCGGUGACCAUCGCCAUCGAGAACGAAAACCUGGACAUCCUGCAGCUUCUGCUCGAGUACGGCUGCCAGGCCACAGAUGCCUUGCUGGUGGCCAUAGACUCGGAGGUUGUGGGUGCUGUGGACAUCCUCCUCAACCACAGACCAAGACGCUCCUCCAAGCCUUCUAUCGCUGUAAGUCCCCUGUUAUUGCAGAAACUGAUGCAGCGGAUCCAGAACCCAGAGUACUCCACCACCAUGGAUGUGGCUCCAGUAAUCCUGGCAGCACACAGAAAUAAUUAUGAGAUCCUCACCAUGCUGCUAAAACAGGACAUCUCCCUCCCGCGGCCUCACGCUGUAGGCUGCGAGUGCAUGCUGUGCAAUGCUAAAAACAAGAAGGACAGCUUAAGGCACUCCAGGUUCCGACUCGACAUCUACCGCUGCCUGGCGAGCCCCUCCCUUAUCAUGCUGACCGAGGAGGACCCCAUACUACGAGCAUUUGAGCUCAGCGCAGACCUGAAGGAGCUCAGCCUUGUCGAGGUCGAAUUCAGGAAUGACUACGAAGAGCUGGCGAAACAGUGCAAGAUGUUUGCCAAGGAUCUUCUGGCUCAGGCUCGAAACUCUCGAGAGCUGGAAGUGAUUCUCAAUCACACCUCCAGCGACGAUCAUGUUGACAAGAGGGGCCUGCUGGAGGAGCGCAUGAACCUUAGCCGGCUUAAGCUGGCCAUCAAGUACAACCAAAAAGAGUUCGUGGCUCAGUCCAACUGUCAGCAGUUCCUCAACACCGUCUGGUUCGGAGAGAUGGCCAGCUACCGACGGAAGCACACCUGUUUGAAGAUGGUCACGGUCCUGAGCCUGGCACUGCUCUGGCCGCUCCUCUCCAUCUGCUACCUGCUGGUGCCCCGCUCCCGAGUCGGCCAGAUAAUCCACACGCCGUUCGUGAAGUUCAUCAUCCACAGCGCCUCUUAUUUCACCUUCCUGCUGCUGCUCAACCUGUACUCUCUGGUCUACAAUGAGGGCAAGAAGAACAUGAUGGGCCCCCCACUCGAGAUGAUUGAUUACCUGCUGAUCCUCUGGAUAAUAGGAAUGGUGUGGUCGGACGUGAAACGUUUAUGGUACGAAGGGCUGGAAGACUUUCUGGAAGAGUCCAGAAACCAGCUGAGUUUUGUGAUGAAUUCGCUCUACCUGGCAGCCUUCACUCUUAGAAUAGUUGCUCAUAGCAAGUUCAAAAAUUGCAAAAAUGAAACAGACACACUAGACAGGAAGGACUGGGACGCCUUCCAUCCCAUCCUGGUUGCCGAGGGCCUCUUCGCCUUCGCCAACGUUCUGAGUUACCUGAGACUCUUCUUCAUGUACACCACCAGCUCCAUUCUGGGGCCACUUCAGAUCUCCAUGGGUCAGAUGCUGCAGGAGUUUGGGAAGUUUCUGGGCCUCUUCCUGCUUGUGUUGUUCUCCUUCACCAUUGGGUUGACUCAGCUCUACGGAAAAGACCACGCUAAAGACACAAAGGACCAGAUUAACCAAACCAAGGACUGUGAGGGCAUCUUCUGCCAGCAACAGAGCAACGAUGCAUUUCACACGUUUAUGGGGACCUGCUAUGCUCUGUUCUGGUACAUUUUCUCCUUGGCGCACGUUGCGCUCUUCGUCACCCGCAUCAGCUACACAGAGGAGCUGCGCUCCUUUGUUGGUGCCCUGAUCAUAGGCACCUACAACAUCGUGGUGGUCAUCGUGCUGACCAAGCUGCUCGUGGCCAUGCUCCAUAAAAGCUUCAGACAAAUUGCUAAUCAUGAGGAUAAGGAGUGGAAGUUUGCACGGGCCAAACUGUGGCUCAGCUACUUUGACGACAAGUGUACCCUGCCCCCUCCUCUCAAUGUCCUAACCUCGCCAAAAACCGUUUGCUACCUGGUGACCAGCAUGAGAAAGUGGAUCUGCUCUCACACCUCAAAGGGCAAAGUGAAGAGACAGAACAGUCUCAAGGAGUGGAAGAACCUGAAACAGAAGCGUGACGAGAACUACCAGAAGAUCAUGUGCUGUCUGGUACACCGCUACCUGACCUCCACGCGGCAGAAGAUGCAGAGCAUGGAUCAAGCCACGGUGGAAAAUCUGAACGACCUACGCCAAGACCUGUCCAAGUUUCGCAACGAGAUGAGGGACCUGCUGGGCUUCCGGACAUCCAAAUACGCCAUGUUCUACCCAAGGAGUUAAAGCGAAAAACAAACAAACAAAAACAGAUUCUUUCCUCUUCCUUCCGUCUUGUUAAAAUCUUUGCUUCAUGUUUAUCUGGGAUUCUCCCAAGCAUGUGCAAAAACUCUGCUCUUUGAAGUCUCUGGGGUCAUUUUAAAACCUGGACCUUUAUUAGAGAAAUAUGUAUUCACCAAAGCCUCAAGACUCAGGCCUCCUAUCUAUUCAGCUAUGUAACCUUUACUUUGUAAAUAAAGAAAGCCAUUCUUUUCAACGGGAAAAUAAAAGAUUUGUGGAAGAUUUGGA